Messenger RNA from Pyricularia oryzae 70-15, 2066 nucleotides. RefSeq lists its product as uncharacterized. The record is from RefSeq and is a predicted model, not a curated record. NCBI's taxonomy places the organism in Eukaryota, Fungi, Ascomycota, Sordariomycetes, Magnaporthales, Pyriculariaceae. Bases 1 to 1983 code for a protein of 660 amino acids. The transcript is spliced from 4 exons. Gene Ontology annotation, molecular function: protein binding.
AUGAAACAACCUAUCAGUAUUGCCACUGCAGCCGUCGGUCUCGCGACGUCAGGCAAACACGUCUCUGCUCUUGCAACCAGCAGAGCCCUAUCCACCCUCCCGGAGCUCCCCACCGUCGACACCGUGUGGGAAGUAGAGAUCCGGCCUGGAAAGAAGGUAGCACUUACGGGGACGGCUCAACAGGUCGUUGCCAAGGCCCUCGAGCUCAACCCCGACUAUCAAAUGAAGAAAGUCCCUACAUCUCCAUCGCAGCCGCAUGGCAGCAGCAGCGGCAGCAGCAACAGCACGCGGCUAUCCAAGCGCGACUACACCCUGUGCGGCGGGGACCCGGCGCUCCAGCACCGCACCUGGGAGAACAUCCAGUACCUCUUCGGCCUCGGCCAGACCCUGCGGAUCGAGUCGCACACGUGCGGUCGGCUGGCCUGCCAAUACAACAGCGGGAUUGAAUGGUGCAACUAUACAAAGACUGUUAUCAAGGCGCGUAAGGGCUACAUUUCACGCCAUGUGCAUUGUCGUUUGAGCCGUUUCUCAAACCCCAUGCACGUUAGAAGAAGGUCAUCAUCCAUGGCCGCCAGCUUCGUCGCCCUGCCGGCAGAGAUCCUCGAAAAUGUCCUGGAGUCGCUCGAGCGGGUCGACCAUGUCAACCUCCUCGCCACUUGCCGGCAACUGCAGGCCCUGGUGGCACCAUUCGUGUUCCACUCGGUGAGCUUCACCGCUGGAGGCGUGAAGAGCACCGCCGGCAGCGCGCUGUUGGCGGUUCGUAGAUACGGCAUUCUGGUCAGGGAGCUGAGGGUCAAGGUGGCGCCUCCCAUCUGCGCCGACGACGACUGCAUCACAUGCAAGUGGGCGGGCAUCUGGGACUGGGGACUCUUCAUGGAGCCCUCGCAGGCCAUUGCCGAGUCGGCCUUGGAGAAGCAGAAUCGCUGGCUCAGCCCCGACGCCGCGACGCUCCUGGCGGCGGACCGUGCGAUGCUGCCCAGCCGCCCGCGCCUGGUCGUGGAGUUUCCGCGCAGCCUCUUGACGCACUAUGGCGCCUACCACAGACCGGAGCAGAGGAACCUCCAAAACCCCGACGAGUGCGUGGUCUACCGGAGUGGCAUCCGCGCAACUGCCGUCUUUGAAGCGCUGAGCACAGGACAGACGAACCACGACGACGGCGCGGGCCGCGCCUUUGACCGGCUGAGCGUUUUGAACUUUGCACUCCAGUUGGACCUUGGGUUUUAUGCCACCGAUGCGUGGCGACGGUUCCUCGGCGGCGUCGAGCAUCUCGAGCUCACCCUCCACGGAGAAGUUUCGCCGCUGGACAAGAACCCGGCAUACCGCGAGUUGCUCGAGCAGCUCGGCGGCGUAUUCUUCAAGCACCUGUCCGCGGUGCAGCGGCUUCGGUUCGAGGCGCACGAGAUGGGUCCCAUGGGGAUCAGGUCUCACGACCACGACCAACAGCUCUUCCCCUUUGAGCUUUCCGACAUGCCAGCCCUCCAGGAGCUCGAGCUGGCCAACGUCGUGAUCGGCCCUGGGCUGACCCGCCGCCUGCUCUCCGGCUUGCGCCGAGGACCGUGUACCCUAAAGUUUUCCAACGCCACGGUCCAGUCUCUGGAGGCCACCAUGUAUCCCCCCUCACCCGGGACACCUUAUCCCUUGCUGCACGACAGUUAUGCCGAGUUUUUCGACGCGCUGACGGAUGCCAAGAUGUUGAUUCGGAGCCUGCACGUCGACCCGACAGGUUGCGAGAUUCGAGACCCCGAGGAUACGCAACCGAGGCACCCAGAUGUGGACGACAUCAUUGCCGCUGCCCCCGCGCUCCGCGCAUCGAGGCCCGAUCUACCAGUGUUUGCAUACAGCUACGACUGUGCAGGCGGCGGCGCUAUGAGAGACCACCCGGCGCAGAACGCAUGGGCCUUUGUCGAGGGGCGCGACCAAGCGGCCUAUGCUCGGUUGAUGGCUUGGGUGGACAACGUCAUGACGCGAUAUGGUGGGACAUGAGGCAUGUCUGAUUGUGAAUGACAAAAGGCAUUAGGAUCAGAGAGAAGGGCUGGGUACAAGGAUGUAAUAGUUUUAGAUGACGU